Molecule: messenger RNA, 999 nt
Organism: Chondrus crispus (carragheen)
Lineage: Eukaryota; Rhodophyta; Florideophyceae; Gigartinales; Gigartinaceae
Exons: 1
Coding region: 1-999 (332 amino acids)
Molecular function (GO): DNA binding
Source: RefSeq, a predicted model, not a curated record
AUGCCUCGCAGAAAGCUACUGUCAGACUUCGAGAAGGGGCAGAUUGUGGCCAUGAAACAGGAGUGUUUGAGCGUUUGCGAGAUCUCUCGCACGCUUACCAGGUCCCCAGGUGCAGUACAAAACUUUUUGAAGCACCCAAAGCGGGUUGACGGACGCAAAAGCACUUGCAACGCAACAAAAAUUUCUAAGAAGCAAACGCGGCUUUUGCUGCGAGAGGCCAGUAAGGGAGAAAAAUCAUGCCGGGAGCUGAAGCUGAGCCUUGACAUUGAUGUGGGGGUCUGUCGCGUUCAGCAAAUACUACGUGACGCACCGCAUUUGAAGUACAAGAAAAUGCUGUCGCGUCCGCAGAUGCUCCAGAGGCACAAGAGUGCCAGACUGGAAUGGAGCAAAAAGAGGCUGGAGAACAGAAAGGCAUUUUGGCGCCGGGUAAUCUUUUCGGACGAGAAAAACGUCAACCUAGAUGGGCCAGAUGGGUUGGCAUGCUAUUGGCACGACUUGAGCCGAGAGGAACAAGUCUUUUCGACGAGGCACCAGGGAGGAGCAUCUUUGAUGCUUUGGGGAGCUAUCUCUUGCCAUGGUACGUCUCAUCUGGUCUGUGUUGAAGGUAACAUGGACUCUACGCUCUACUGUGAGGUACUGGAAGAGGACCUGCUACCAUUCGCUGCUGACACAUUCGAUGAAGAAUGGACAUUUCAGCAAGACGGGGCAUCCUGUCAUCCAUCAAACUACACCAAGAAUUGGUUUUCGUCGAAAAAUGUCAAGUUGUUGGGGUGGCCAGCGAAGUCACCAGACUUGAACAUAAUCGAAAAUGUAUGGGGCUUGCUUGCCCGCCGUGUUUACGGGCAUGGGCGUCAAUUUAGCAACCUGGAAGACCUCGCUGAUAGAAUCCUAGAUUGUUGGAGUUCUAUUUCCGAGGAGUACCUGAAUAAGCUCUACGAAUCAAUUCCUCGGCGCCUUGUGGAGGUACUAGAGAAGAAAGGUGGCCCUACGAAGUAUUAG